AAAGUUCACCAAAAGCUAGAACACCCCAUUCACUCAGAUCCUCAGCUCCAUAGGAUUCUGAAUUUUUACAUAUCGAGAAGGAAGAUUUUGAUGGAAGCAGCAACAACCAGAAUUUCACCGAGCAUCGCUCUCUCCGGUAAUGGACUCAAGGCGAGAACCGAGCCUUCGCCGCCUUCUUCUUCCCCGUACUCGCCGCUGCUCGUCCGGUCCAUGGCCGCUCAGAAGCCCUUGCCCUCCGCUGCCAAGACCGUCGGCUCCAGAAAGAUGCAGAAUGGAACGGUGGUGUUCCCUCUCGGAGAACCAGGACCGAAGACCGUCUUUACGAACGGCAAUGCUCCGCCAAUUAAGCUGCUGACGAGGGUGGAGCAACUGAAGCUACUCACCAAAGCGGAGAAGGCGGGCCUGCUGUCGGCUGCUGAGAAGUUUGGCCUCUCCCUGUCGUCGAUCGAGAAGUUGGGUCUCCUCUCGAAGGCGGAAGAGCUUGGAGUCUUGUCGGCGGCCACCAACCCAGCCACCCCGGGCGCUCUGUUCACGAUCAGCCUUGGUUUGCUGCUGCUUGGUCCCGCUUGUGUCUACCUGGUCCCUGAGGACUACCCCUGGGAAGUAGCAGCUCAGGUUCUCGUAGCUUUGCUUUGCACAGCAGGCGGGUCUGCAGCCUUUGCCGUGUCGAAUUUGGUGUCCAACUUGCAAAAAUCACAAUGAUUUGGGUCACCUGGAUUUGUAAUUGAAACUAGGGACGCGAUCCUGCUGAGUUUAAUCAAGAGUGACUGCCUU
This is a messenger RNA of Rhodamnia argentea, 774 nucleotides long. RefSeq lists its product as uncharacterized. The coding region runs from base 91 to 702 and encodes 203 amino acids. NCBI's taxonomy places the organism in Eukaryota, Viridiplantae, Streptophyta, Magnoliopsida, Myrtales, Myrtaceae. The transcript has 2 exons. The record is from RefSeq and is a predicted model, not a curated record.